Molecule: messenger RNA, 753 nt
Organism: Ogataea angusta
Lineage: Eukaryota; Fungi; Ascomycota; Pichiomycetes; Pichiales; Pichiaceae
Exons: 1
Coding region: 1-753 (250 amino acids)
Biological process (GO): iron-sulfur cluster assembly
Cellular component (GO): mitochondrion
Molecular function (GO): iron-sulfur cluster binding; iron ion binding
Source: RefSeq, a predicted model, not a curated record
AUGUUUAGGCGCUGCUUGAAAAAACCGGCUAAAGGUAUAUCGAUAUUCAAUAGGGGCUUGAUACGGUUCCUGUCACUGAAGACAAUUGGCACACCCAAUGAAAAUGCGCUCAAGUUCGUUUCCAAAGAUUUCAAGUUUCUUCCAGAGUCUUUAACCAGCGCUGUUGAAGUCAACGAUCUCCCUGAAGCAUCGCAGAGAUCACCUUUAGCAUCAGAGCUUUUCAAACUCAAUGGAGUGAAAUCUUUGCUUAUUGGGCACAAUUUCAUUACAGUGAAUAAGGUUGAUCCAGAGCUCUCUAAUAAUCCCGACUUGCAUUGGGAUUCACUGUCUACAAAGGUGAUGAAUGUGAUAACCAAUGCUGUGGAUUCCAAUAUCCCUGUUCUUAAUCCUGAUUACUUGGACGAGAUAGUGAGGAAACAGGAUGAGGCUCAAGAGGACGACGAUGAUAUAACGUAUGAAAUUAAAGAACUCAUAAAUACGCGAAUCCGUCCCGCACUCCAGGAUGAUGGAGGUGACAUUCAUUUUAGGUCUUUCGAUCCAGAAAGUGGAACAGUUUACCUUAAACUUCAAGGUGCAUGCAAAUCCUGUUCUCUCAGUGAGGACACUCUGAAAAACGGCAUCGAAAGCAUGCUAAAACAUUAUAUUCCCGAAGUGGAAGAGGUGAAAGCAGUUCUGGAUCCUGAAGAAGAAAUCGCUUUACAAGAGUUCGAGAAGCUGGAAAGAAAACUGAAACAACAGCAGCAAAGUUUGUAA